This is a messenger RNA of Schistocerca serialis cubense, 2609 nucleotides long. RefSeq lists its product as uncharacterized. The coding region runs from base 186 to 2333 and encodes 715 amino acids. The record is from RefSeq and is a predicted model, not a curated record. Gene Ontology annotation, biological process: DNA integration. The transcript has 2 exons. Gene Ontology annotation, molecular function: nucleic acid binding. Lineage: Eukaryota; Metazoa; Arthropoda; Insecta; Orthoptera; Acrididae.
UUAAUUAUUACAAUCAAUUUGUGCGCAAUGCCUCUUCCAUUUCAGCUCCGCUUCAUCGCUUACGCCGUAAAGGUGUUCCGUUCGUCUGGACGACGGAAUGUGAACGCGCCUUUCGCCAGUUGAAAUCGGCGUUGCUUUCUAAUACUUGCCUUACGCCAUUCGAUCCCCAGAAACCCCUUUUGUUGAUGGUAGAUGCAUCGGAUUUCGGGAUCGGUGCUGUGCUUGCGCACAAAGUUGGCUCCCAUGAUCGCCCUAUUGCCUUUGCGUCCAAAUUGCUCUCGUCUGCGCAAAGAAAUUAUUCACAGAUAGAGAAAGAAGCUUUGGCUCUCGUGUUUGGUGUUACAAAGUUCCAUGAUUUCUUGUAUGGUCGUCACUUUACCAUCAUCACAGACCACAAACCUUUGACAUCGCUUUUUCAUCCGACCAAGCCUGUACCUCCACGUACAGCGCAGAAAUUCAUUCGCUGGUCUAUUUUCCUCUCGCAGUACCGCUACGAUAUCUUGUAUCGGUCCACUGCUAAGCACGGAAACGCCGAUGCGUUGUCCCGUUUGCCUGUUGCUGAGGAUAAAGCAUUCGAUUCUUCCGAACUUGCUUGCAUGUUCAUUGAUUCGGAAACCGAUGAAGUGGUCGAAUCGUUUCCGAUUGAUUUUCGUCGUGUCGCUACAGCCACAGCUGCUGACCCUGUCCUUGCUACUGUUUUGCGUUUUGUUGCUACGCAAUGGCCUUUGUCAAAGUCUCGGAUCGAGGAUCCGUUGGUUCGCCGAUUUUUUGCUCACAAGGAGAGACUUUUUGUUCGACGUGGUGUUUUGUUGUUGCGUUCUGAUAAUGAUCAGUCCAGAGUCGUGGUCCCACGUUCGUUACAGUCCUCUGUUUUACGGCUUCUUCACCAAGGACAUUGGGGUAUAGUGCGAACGAAACAACUUGCUCGUCAGCACUGUACUUGGUUCGGAAUCGAUGCUGCGAUUACGAAUAUGUGUUCUUCGUGCCCGGCGUGUGCCGAACAACAAUCAGCACCGCCGCGGAAAGUCUUUGCGUGGCCAAAAGCCACUUCCCCUUGGCAACGCUUGCACAUUGAUUUUGCUGGUCCAUUCUGGAAUGCUCGAUGGUUGGUUCUGGUCGAUGCCUUCAGUAAUUUUCCUUUUGUUGUCCGGAUGUCUUCCACGACGUCCUCCGCCACCAUCCAAGCGUUGUCUGCUAUCUUUUGCAUUGAAGGUCUUCCGCAGACUAUUGUUUCCGACAAUGGCCCACAAUUCAUGUCCGCAGAAUUUCAGUCAUUCUGCCAGGCCAAUGGUAUUCAACAUCUGACAUCCGCGCCGUUUUCGCCUCAGUCCAACGGUGCCGCUGAACGAUUGGUCCGGACUUUCAAGUCACAGAUGUUGAAAUUGAAAGAGUCGCAUUCUCGGGAGGACGCAUUGUUGCUCUUUUUGUCUUCGUAUCGCUCUCAGCCCCGAGAUCGUCGCUCGCCGGCUGAGUUGCUCCACGGUCGUCCUCAUCGCACCUUGAUGUCUUUGCUGCAUCCGCCGCAUCAGGUUCCUGUGCAGCGGCAGACUCCUGCUUUUGCUCCAGGCGACGUUGUAUUUUAUCGCAACUAUCGAGGUUCACGGCGUUGGCUCGCAGGGCGCAUUCUUCGCUGCCUCGGCCGCGCGAUGUAUUUGGUUUUGGGGGCCUCUGGUGAGGUGCGUCGGCAUCUCAAUCAGCUGCGCCUCUGUCGUCGCUCGGGUUCUGCCGCUCCCCGUCUGCUUUCAGCGACGGUGCCGUCCGGUCAGCGCCCUGGGGACCCAUCUACUGGCUCGCCUCAUCCCCAGGUGUUACCGACGAUGCCUUCCAUUUUGCCCCAUGGCGACGCGCCGCCGCCGCCGCAGCAGCAGCAGCCGCCGCCGCCGCCGCCGCUUGUUCUCCCGCCGGCGCCGCCCGCAUUCGACGCUUCGUUGCAGCCGCCAAGCGCCUCCCAGGGUCACGCGCCGCCGAUCGCUUCCCGUGACCAGCUGUCCUCCGCCAUGGAACUCCCGCCCGCUCCGGACCACAUGCCGUCAUCGCGCGUCGGCUACCCCGACGCCAUGGAGGUUGAUCCUUCGGUCACUCCUGUCUCUUUACGGGCGCAUACGCCGCAUGUUGACGUGCACCCUGGACUAGUUUUUCAGGCGUUUCCUAGCUCCCCUCGGACCGUAUGGCCGGGUGCGGGUGGCACAGCCUCGCCUGUUGUUAGGCUCCCCACCUCAUCGCAUACGUCAACAUGUGGUCCUCCCCACGGCGGGCGGAAGCCUUAUCACACGACCGUUCGCCGAUUUGCGGGGGAGGAAUGUGGUGUCACCGCCAGACACCACACUUGCUAGGUGGUAGCUUAAAUCGGCCGCGGUCCAUUUAGUACAUGUCGGACCCGCGGGUCGCCACUGUGUGAUCGCAGACCGAGCGCCACCACAAGGCAGGUCUCGAGAUACGGGAUAGCUCUCGCCCCAGUUGUACGGACGACAUUGCUAGCGACUAUACGGACGAAGCCUUUCCUCUCAUUUGCCGAGAGACAGUUAGAAUAGCCUUCUGCUAAGUCCAUGGCUACGACCUAGCAAGGCGCCAAUUGUAACAGUGCAUGUAUCUUACGAGUCUCAUUUGUA